AUGGUCUCGAAAACCAAGUCCCCUGCCUUGCUCGUAUUUGGGCCCCACGGCAGUCUGCCCUCCCCGGAGCUUCUCGAAGAGCUCCGUCAGCACUUUAUCCCACAUCGACGUCUUUGCCAAGCUGUCAGAGAUUUGCCAAGCCACUGGCAGGAUCUUCUCAACUUCGAUCCUGAGUUACAAGGCGUACCUGGGGAAAAUGGCUUGAAUGGUCUCACGCACUGGCUCGAGACCGGCGACCUAUCACAGGUCCAGGCCUACGGGGAAGCCAAUAUAGUCUCGAUGCCCCUUAUGAUGGUUCUCCAGAUCGCUACAUACCUACGAUUUGUACUCGUCAACGAAGACUGGCUAGUGCAUAAAGGGGUCAUGGAGAGUGUGAAAGCAGGCGGCGUUCAGGGAUUCUGCCUUGGAUUCCUUACUGCGGCCGCCGUUGCCUACUCUCCAGUCAUCGAGAACAUUGCAACGUAUUUCGCGGUUGGCCUCCGUUUGGCAGUCUGCAUUGGUGCUUACGUGGACAAGAACGGAGUUUAUGCUAGCCCCCAGACUAACAGGACUGCUAGCUUUGCCGUUCGCUGGAAAGUUCCGGAGAUGAGCAGAGAUAAGAUCGACAACGCGCUGCAAAAACAUGCAUCUGCGUAUGUCUCAUGUAUCAAUGAUGAUUCAUGUGUGACUAUAACCUGCGGCAUCAAGGAGGAAGAACCACUGCGGCAAGAGCUUCACGCCCAAGGGUUGCGAGUCAAAAGUAUUGAGAUCCAUGGCCGCUUCCAUUCUGAGGGGUCCUAUUCAUCAGCAAUUAGCAAGCUCCGCGAGUUCACCCUUCUGGGUUAUACGGCCGAUUGGUGUAAGACUAUCAAAGGCGCUGUCGACGCGAUCUCGGAUAGGGAUUCCACCGUCAUAUUGGUCGGGUUUACUGAGAACAUUAUACCUCCACAACUUAUUCAGACAGCUGGACUUCAUAUCACUUCGCUGCCAAGUUUUGGUGUUUCAGCAAGCAAAACAACAGCAACUCAUACAAAUGGAGUAACACCCCCCAACACGCAUGACAUCCCGCGGGGAUCAACAAACGGACCCAAUGGCAUGUCACUUCACGUAAACGGAACCACGACAAAUGGAACGAAUCAUGCGCAUAAUGAUCAAUAUGCACAGUAUCCUCCACAUUCAGUGGCAGUCGUAGGCAUGGCCUGCCGCUUCCCAGGUGCAGAAUCUGUGGACGAAUUUUGGAAUUUGCUCUUAUCAGGGGUAUCCAAGGUAGAAGCGCCACCAGAGGAACGCCUGACUCUGAACGACUCCCGGAUUGAAGGCCGUGGCGACAUGAAGUGGUGGGGAAACUUUCUCCAGCACGCAGACACAUUUGAUCACCGCUUCUUCAAGAAAUCGGCCAGGGAGGCACUUUCGUGGGACCCGGAUAAGCGCCUCCUUUUGGAGGUUGCUUACCAGGCCCUAGAGUCGUCCGGGCAUUUCAGUAGCGGUCCCGAUAGCCCUAAAGACUACGGUUGCUACAUCGGUGCUGUGGCCAACAACUACUAUGAUAAUGUGUCAUGCCAUCCGCCGACAGCCUAUUCGAUGUUAGGGACAUCCCGUGCUUUCUUCAGUGGGCGUAUAAGCCAUCAAUUUGGGUUUACUGGACCUGCCAUGUCGAUCGACACGGCUUGUUCCUCGUCGCUAGUAGCUAUCCAUGCAGCCUGUCGCGCCAUACAGGCUGGCGAGUGCACGCGUGCUGUGGCCGGCGGUACCAACGUAAUCACCAGCCCUUUCGAUUAUCAGAACCUUGCCGCCGCUGGGUUUCUUAGUCCCACGGGCCAGUGCAAGCCUUUUGACGCAGGGGCGGAUGGUUACUGCCGCGGUGAGGGUGUUGCCGCAGUCGUACUAAAAAAGCUGGAUCUUGCCGUAGCGGAAGGUGACCAUAUCCUGGGUGUUAUCACUGGCUCGGCUGUCAACCAGAACUUCAAUGACAACCACAUCACGGUGCCAUGCUCGUCUUCUCAAACAACGGCGUACCAAAAUGCGAUAAAGCUCGCGGGGGCAGAGCCCGAAACUGUAUCUUAUGUUGAGGCACACGGGACUGGCACCCAAGUAGGUGACCCUAUCGAGUGCGAAAGUAUUCGAAACGCCUUUGGCGGAUCUCACCGGCCUAGUACCCUUUACUUUGGCUCGGUGAAGGGGCAUAUCGGGCACACCGAAGCAUCUGCGGGCGUUGCCGGUCUCAUCAAGGUGCUCAUGAUGAUGCAACACAAAACUAUUCUAGGCCAGGCUAGCUUUUCCAAUCUCAACCCCAAAAUUCCUGCCUUAGAGCCCGACAGGAUGGAGAUUCCCCGUUACACCAAGGCGUGGGAUGCUCCAUCGCGUUUAGCAUGUGUAAACAGCUACGGAGCCGCUGGUAGCAAUGCCGUUGUUGCCGUCCAGCAAGCCCCAGAUACGAGUGAUUAUGAAGGUCCAAGGCCCACAUCGCGAUAUCCACUUCUUCUCACGGCGGCUUCUGCAAAGAGUCUCUCCCUGUAUGCGGAAGAGCUCUUGGCCUAUGUAAAAGGGGUUCUUGCAGGGCAAGCGGGCGUGGUGCCAAACGUCACUUUCAACCUUGCAGACAGAAUAAAUCCUACUCUUCCUCACACAGUAUCUGAGACGGUGACUAGCAUCGAAGACCUUGAGAAAGUCCUUCGCGAGGUAGCGUCUGGGUCGAAGAGUUUCCAAAGAGAGGUCUCCAAAGAUCCAAAGCCAGUGGUUCUCGUGUUUGGGGGCCAGGACGGCGAUGUCAUUGGCCUGUCAGAGGAGCUUUACUCAAGCACGGCUCUAUUCAGAUACCACUUAGAUGCAUGUGACGAGGCACUGCAACUCCUCGGUUUUGACAGCAUCUUCCCGGCUAUAUUUCAGCGUAAAGCCAUAACGAAACUGCCUGUGCUACAUGCCGCCCUAUUCUCGGUUCAGUAUGCCUCUGCGAAGACUUGGAUCGACUGCGGAGUAAAGGUAGAUGCUAUUAUUGGCCACAGCUUCGGUCAGUUGACGGCACUCUGUAUCUCUGGGUCUCUGUCUCUCCAUGACUCCUUGAGAUUAGUAGUAGGUCGUGCCAACUUGAUCUCCAAACACUGGAGCGGUGACCGCGGAUGCAUGGUCGCCGUACAAACGAACCAGGACGAUAUAGCAUAUAUCUUGAAGUCGCUGAAAGAUAAGGGGCAGGGCGAUGACAAACUGGAAGUGGCUUGCUACAAUAGCCAGAGCAGUCAGGUUCUGGCUGGAUCCGAAUCGGCUAUUGACGCUUUAGAGAGCUUUGUGGCGUCUGAUGCCAACCUACGGGACAUCGUCCGAGUGAAACGGUUGAAAGUCACGCACGCGUUCCAUUCCCGCUUCACGGAGGGCCUUUUGCCAUAUCUCCAGGACCUUGCAAAAAGCCUUUCAUGGCAAAAACCAAAUAUCCACGUUGAGACAUGUACGGAAUUCGAGACUUAUGGGGAUCCGGACUAUAAGCUCAUUCCCGAGCACACAAGGAAGCCCGUAUUCUUUGCUCAGGCCGUUGCGAGACUUGCACAGCGGUAUCCCGACUGUACGUGGCUGGAGGCUGGUCAUGGUGCAUCGGUCUUUCAACUGUUGGGCGCAUGUCUAAGUACGGGCGCAGCGUCUCGAUCCGGCCACAAUAGCCGUACCUUUCCGUCCCAGCUCACGGGACCCAAAGCAGGCGAUGCUAUUUGUGAUCUCAUAACAGAUCUCUGGAAAGCCGGCCACGCGGUAAGGUUUUGGCCUUUCCAUCGCAACCAAAGAUCAGCGUAUAAGUUCCUCGCCGUACCACCGUAUCAGUUUGAGAGGAACUCCCACUGGCUACCAUUUUCAAAGCCGAAAGAAGUCUUAGACAAUGUUGCGGGCGAUCCUACGCAGGUGGCAGGAGCUGUAGUCGAGCAUAAGUUUAUCCACUUAAAGGGAUACACGGAACAUAACGGCAAGAACCAGGCGAACUUCCUUGUUGAUCCGGAGAGCGAGAGGUAUAGAACUUUGUUAACGGGCCAUAUCACAUCUGGUCAAGCUCUCGCACCCGUCUCGCUUUAUAUCGAAUUGAUUACAAGAGCGGCCAUAUCCCUUGGUUCGGCCAGUGCAUCUUGUUCUUCAAUGGUAGCCCGGAUUGACUCUUUGGAAAUGAAGGCGCCCAUCGGGCUUGACAACAGCAAGGAUAUAUUCCUGGUUCUAAGCCCCCUAGGCUCUGCAGUCUGGGAGUUCAAAUUUACCAGUCAGCCGAAGAGCAGCGAACAGAUCCCUAAGGCAAGUGGAGCAGGUGUUCUUUUGCAUACGAUUGGGGUCGUGUCGUUAUGUGAUCGUGCUAACACGACCCUUGCUCAACGAUUCAAACGAUAUGAAGCACUCAUAGGUCGCGACCGGUGCCGCUUCAUCAUGGACCACCCACAGGCCGAGAGAAUGCAGGGAAAGCACAUAUACCAGGCUAUCCAGCGCUUGGUGCACUUUGACCCAAUGUAUCAGGGCAUCAAGAGCGUCUCUAACCUGGGCGAUGAAGCCGCUGGGAGGGUGAUAGCAUCAGUCAAUCCUAGCCUGAGCCCCGACGAACGAUUAUACGACACCCCGCUGAUUGAUAGCCUCAUGCAGUAUGCGGGCAUUCUUGUUAACUACUUCAAGCACCCUAGCGUGGACGAAGUGCUGGUCUGUCUAGGCAUCGAGCGUAUUGAAACUGGCGGCACCUUCAGUCCAGAUGCUGGAGAAUGGAUCACAUAUGCUGUCCUGACCGAAGAUACCGAGGACCGAACUGAAUGCGAUGUAUAUGUUUUUGAGGCGAAAAGUGGAAAGCUGGUCAUGACAUUUUUGGGCUUUUACUUCAUACGUACCUCAUCAGCGGUACUAAGCAGGUCUUUGAAGGACGUAAACGGGCCCCAAAUACUCUCGAAUUCCGUUGCGCAGACCAUAAGCCAGAAUAAGCCAAUAAGAAAUGCCUUUCCAUUACCAUCGAAAUCGGUUGUCGAGCCAGCUAGUCAAAAUGAGGCCCACCCAUCAGCACUUAAACCACCACAGGCAUCGAGCAAGCGUGGAGAAGUGAUUGGUUUGCUCCAGCGGGUAACCGAUAUUCCCAUCGAAGAGAUCAUGGACGAGUCCACGCUGGAAGACCUUGGUAUUGAUUCCCUUUUGGUGACAGAGGUCCUCAAUGAGGUCAAGUCUACAUUCGGGUUAGAUAUCGAUCUAAAUACGUUCCUAUUCUUCCCUAACGUGACAGCCAUUUACACUCAUGUAAAUGAGCAAUUGAAUAUCCCAGAAUCCGGCAAUAGCGAUGGGGUAGCAACGGCACACGAAGCAUUCGACGACCUCGAUGGCUUAUACGAUAGAUUUGUCGCUGAAACUGGGGCCAAAGGUUUCUGGACGGAAGUUUAUCCACGCCAAGCUAGUCUUGUACUCGCGUACGUGGUUGACGCAUUUGCGAAGUUGGGGUGCAAUCUUCGCCAACUUUUACCUGGCGAUGUGCUACCUACCAUUUCACAUCUUCCGAGACACAAACAACUCGUACGCCAACUGCAUCGCAUCCUCGAGGAAGGCGAGCUAGUGACAGUUGACGAUAGCACGGAGCCGGUAACUUUCAUACGCACGCACAAAGCCGUCGACUCGACACCAGCGUCACAAAUCUUGGCCGAGGUUCUCGACAAGUACCCACAACAUGCCAACGUUCAUAAGCUUGUGCAAGCGACAGGAUCGGAAUUUGCGGAGUGUCUCACGGGAGCCAAAGACGGAUUACAGCUGGUGUUUGGUAAUAAGGCCAACAAGAAGAAUCUUGACGAUGUCUAUGAGCAUUGGCCGCUCGUGAAAUCUGGAACAUUGGUGCUUGGCGAAUACUUGACUAACCUAUUCACCAAUCCAUUGCCCCGACCCGGUGGAGGCAAGUUCCGGAUCUUAGAGAUCGGUGCCGGAACCGGGGGUACGACCAAGUACGUCGUCAACCACCUCUUGGAGCAAGGAGUGCCGUUCGAGUACACCUUCACAGAUUUAUCGUCAUCGCUAGUGGCAGCGGCAAAGCGCAACUUCAAGAAGAUACCGGGGAUGGAGUUUAGAGUGAUGGAUAUCGAGAAGGAGCCUUUGCCAAGCGACACGGGCGCGUACCAUGUCAUCAUAUCGACAAACUGUAUCCAUGCGACUCAGAACCUGACGCAUUCACUCACCAACAUUCGCCGCAUGCUUAGGCCGGACGGUGUUGUCACGUUGGUAGAGAUCACACGUAACAUGUUCUGGUUAGACAUUGCUGUCGGCCUAUUUGAGGGCUGGUGGCUGUUUAAAGAUGGUCGGGAGCAUGCGGUUGCUAGCGAGACACUUUGGGAUAAGUCCAUGCGCAGUGCUGGCUUCGUUGACGUAGCAUGGACGAGCGGUCGGGAGCCCGAAGCUAAUACGAUUCGGGUCGUUGUAGGCUUUGCUGGAGCAUCGUAG
Molecule: messenger RNA, 6393 nt
Organism: Hypoxylon fragiforme
Lineage: Eukaryota; Fungi; Ascomycota; Sordariomycetes; Xylariales; Hypoxylaceae
Product: putative polyketide synthase
Exons: 4
Coding region: 1-6393 (2130 amino acids)
Biological process (GO): secondary metabolite biosynthetic process; fatty acid biosynthetic process
Molecular function (GO): fatty acid synthase activity; 3-oxoacyl-[acyl-carrier-protein] synthase activity
Source: RefSeq, a predicted model, not a curated record